Molecule: messenger RNA, 1293 nt
Organism: Saprolegnia diclina VS20
Lineage: Eukaryota; Oomycota; Saprolegniomycetes; Saprolegniales; Saprolegniaceae
Exons: 5
Coding region: 1-1293 (430 amino acids)
Biological process (GO): transcription elongation by RNA polymerase II
Cellular component (GO): Cdc73/Paf1 complex
Molecular function (GO): chromatin binding; RNA polymerase II complex binding
Source: RefSeq, a predicted model, not a curated record
AUGGAGCCGCGCCAGAAGGACGAGAAGAAGCGCAGCCGCGACGAGGAGACGAAGAAGGCGAUGGACCGGCGGAAGAUCCAGAAGUACAAGGACGACAAGCUCAAGGAGCGCAAGGAGCACACGCGCAAGGUGCUCGAGCUCCAGGCGCAGGAGAAGCGCCGGGUGCUCCUCGGGCGCCAGUCCGAGUUCCUCGGGACGCUCGAGUUCCGCAACACGCUGCCCGACAUGCCCUUCGAUGCCAAGUUCGUCACGUACCCGCAGGACCCGCAGCGCUUCAUCAAGUACAAGCCCAACCAGCUCGAGAAGGACUUUGUCUGGGACUUUUACCCCGAGCGCAACCUCGGCGUGGCCGUCGACCUCAUCGACCCGGAGAAGUACGAGGUUCCUGUGGGUGCCCAAAUGGACCCGGAAGAUGAAGCGCUCAUGAAGAUGCCCGAGAUCGUCAACGGCGCGAGCCUCACGAAGGCCAAGAUCCGCCCGCAUGUCUCGUGGCUGCGCCGUACCGAGUACAUGGCUACGGAUCUCAGCGAGGCCGUCCACGCGUUUAAAAACGAAAGCGAGCUCCAGACCGAGAUCCGCGACAAGAACCAGUCGAUGCUCCAGGUCAUCAAGGACAUUGAAGUCCGCGCGGAAGAGUCGUUUGUAAACUGCCCGACCAAGGAAACGGUCAAGCAUCCGCUCAAGAAGAACCUCAAAGCCGCCGAGGUCUGGGACGUCUUCCCGGACGAGCUCCUCUCGAGCAACGUGUACUCAAUCCUCUCGUACGACAUUUUGCCCUCGGAGGAGACGACCGACGCCAGCAUCAAGGAACGCGAAGCUCGGUCCAUCUUGCGCAACGUCGUCACGGUCUCGCAGCCUGGCAGCGACGUUCUCCUCGGCUCGGUCCUCUUCCCGUCCGCCCACGACGACAACUCGGACGACGAAGGGACGGAAAAGUUCAAGUUUUUUCGCGACUACAUUCUCAACAUCUCGCAUUUCCCCAACGACGUGCAGCAACUCAUGCUCAUGCUCAAGCCGGGUGCAUCCGCAGCCACCUACUGCGGUCUCUCGACCAACAUUAUGCUCAAGAAGACCAAGCUUGGUGGUGACGAGAAGCGCCGUCGGGGGGCUGUCGUCCACCGCCGUCCGUACUCGGAGGCGGAGGAAGAGAAGCGCCUGGAAGGCCUCAUGGCGGUUGGCGGUGUCUACGACGAAAGUCUCAACUCGCUCGUGUCGGCGCCCCGGUCGCCGGCAGCACCGCUCGGUCUCCAGGACAUUGGCAGUCCCGACGUCAGCGGCUCUGAUAGCGACUAA